AUGGUUCCUGGCACUCUUGCAGAGGUACUGGGAAUACAGUCUGAUUACUUGAACGAUCCACCCACCUAUGACCGUACGACACUGAAAACCAGAUCUACCUCACGAUGCAUAAAUUUUCGUAGUGCCAAAUUGCGGUUAAUCAAUUCGUGCUGUUAUUCGAUGACUCUUUCCCGUCAUCGCGAGUUUGUUGCCAGCCCCCACCAAGCGAGUAUUGACAGUAAUUCAACAUCCUUGCAGUCAUGCAAAGUCUCACUUAUUGUCAUCUCAGGUUCUGUGAUCGAUUCAUCGAUAAUUGUGAGAAUGUACAAUGCCACCAGGGCCUACAGGAUACCGAAAAACACUUUGAAGGAGCCCGACUACGGUAUUCGCACAACUGGCUGCUUAGCCGUCUCUCAAUACUCUCGUUAUUGUACUUCAUUCAUAACAGAACACUAG
Plenodomus lingam JN3 is the source of this 435-nucleotide messenger RNA. RefSeq lists its product as uncharacterized. NCBI's taxonomy places the organism in Eukaryota, Fungi, Ascomycota, Dothideomycetes, Pleosporales, Leptosphaeriaceae. The record is from RefSeq and is a predicted model, not a curated record.